Aspergillus nidulans FGSC A4 is the source of this 978-nucleotide messenger RNA. It is a transcript of the gene pmeA, whose product is annotated as protein pmeA. Gene Ontology annotation, biological process: pectin catabolic process; cell wall modification. The transcript has 3 exons. Bases 1 to 978 code for a protein of 325 amino acids. Gene Ontology annotation, molecular function: pectinesterase activity. Lineage: Eukaryota; Fungi; Ascomycota; Eurotiomycetes; Eurotiales; Aspergillaceae. The record is from RefSeq and is a predicted model, not a curated record. Gene Ontology annotation, cellular component: extracellular region.
AUGCGCGUUCAAUCAUACUUGUCGCUCUUCAGCCUUGUUGGCGCAGCUCUCUGCGCGCCUCGUGAGCACUUCAAGCGCACUGCCAGAACGUCUGCUCCGGCCGGCUGUCUCACCGUUGGAGGAAGCGGGACCUACUCGACGAUCGGCGCUGCGUUUGCAGCUUUGGGCUCAUCCUCGUCUGAGGCCUGCAUCUACAUAUCAGCCGGGACCUACAAGGAGCAAUUGACCUUCCAAUACGCUGGGCCGUUGACCCUCUAUGGCGAAACCACGGACACGAGCAGUUACAAGAAGAACACCGUCACGAUAACCCAUACGAUUUCCUCACCUGAAGCAGGGUCCCUUGUUGCGAGUGCGACUGUCAAUGCGGCCAUGGAUAACUUUACCAUGUACAACAUCAAUGUUGUGAAUGGGUACGGGAAGGGGGCUCAGGCUGUCGCACUGGCUGCCAGCGGAGAACGCCAGGGUUACUAUGGCUGCCAAUUCCUUGGGUAUCAAGAUACGCUGUACGCACGCGUGGGCGUGCAGUACUACUCCAACUGCUAUAUUGAGGGGGCCGUAGACUACAUAUUCGGCGACGCAAGCGCCUGGUUCGGCGAAUGCGACAUCGUCUCCAACGGUGCAGGCUACAUCACCGCCAUGUCGCGCGAGACAGCCUCCGAUCCGGCCUGGUAUUGCUUCGACCACUGCAAUAUCUACGGAAAAUCGGGGCUGGACUUGACCGGCGAUGUAUACCUCGGACGGCCGUGGCGCGUCCUCGCGCGGGUCAUCUAUCAGAACUCGGAGCUGAGUGAUAUCAUCAACGCGGCUGGAUGGACGACUAUGGCAGAAGGAGCCACGCCACUGUACUACGAGAUCGGGAAUACGGGUGACGGGGCAGACACGUCCAAAAGGCUGUAUCUUAGCGAGAUCAGUGCGGCUGUCACCAAGGCUACGGUGCUGGGGAGCGACUGGACGGACUGGCUUGACUGGAGCUAUUGA